UGGUGCAUAUCCUCCGUCUCCGCUUCUUAUUUUAAUUUACGAUCGUAAUUAGAGUACAGUACAGUACGCAGAUACGCGUGUAUUCCCGACCGCGUUAUGGAUAUGAUGAGUAAUUGAUGAUAAGCGCCAAAGAGGACGUAAUGCGAUUUCCUCAUUUAAAGUGAUUUGUUAUAUUUGUGACAUGUUGUGUGUUUAGUGAUAAUAAUAGAAUAGGUGCACUGUGCGUUUGUUGGAUGUUGGAAACAUACGUCGUCGCUUGUUUAAUUAUUUAAAUUAGUCAAUUAAAUAUCAAUGGCCUUAACGAACUCUCUGAGCACAUCCAAUCGACCCAGAAAACUUUUGAUACAACCGUCUGCUAAUAGUCCAUUUUGUGUCAGUCCAAGUCAACUGCAAGAAGUAACUUUAGAUCCAGAUGCAACAAAUCUUUCAAGAGAUUUUUCAUGUUUUGCACCAAAAUCUCCUAGUGAUUUAACAAGUGGCCGAACUGUGAAAGAAAUAGAUGAACAGCUUUCGUCCCUAAAGAAGGAAAAUUUUAAUCUAAAACUUAGGCUGUACUUUAUCGAAGAACGAAUGGGUUCCAAUUUGAAUGUGGAUAAUGAAGACGUCAUUCAAAAAAAUAUUGAAUUGCAGUUUGAGCUCGCAAAUGUACAAAAAGAAUUGGAAAGCAAGCAAGAACUUCUUUGUCAAGCAGCCAAAGUUAUGGAAAUUGAGGAUGAGGAGCAUAAGAAGGAAAUAAGCGAAAAAAAUCGGGAAUUAUGCUGUUUAAAAGAAAGGAUCGAAGAAAUGAGAUUUCAAUUAGAAAAGGAUGAAAAGGAUAAUACUCGUGAAGAGCUUUGGACUGAAGCUUUUAACUUAGAUGCUCAACGUACUACUUCUCCAGAAAUGAUUAAAAAACUUCAAGCAACAAUAAUUGAUCUUCAAAAUGAGUUGAAGCAGACACGAGAAGAAGCCGAUCAGUUGCGCAGUAUAGCUGACAAUGCACAAACAAAAUGGAAGCAUUUAGAAUUGCAAAUUGCUCCAGUUGAUGCACUUAAAGAAGAAUUGUCGAAAAAGUCAUCCAUUAUCGAUUCAUUGAGGAGAUCUUCUACUCAAAAAAAUUCAGAGCUACAUGAUGUAAAACUUCAAUUAAAAGACAUUCAGAAUUUAUACGACAGUUUGAUAGUAAGGAGUGAAGUAGAUCAAUCACCAUCAAAAUCAAAUAACGAAUGUGGUCCCUUAAACGCUACCGGACAAUUGAUUCCAGAGGAGGUCACUGAAUUAAAAAAGAAUCACUUUAAAGCGUGUAAAAUAAUUAAAACAAUGAUACAUAAAAAGAAGGAUUACGUUGAUCAAAUCGAAAAGCUGCAAAAAAUGGUUCAAGAAGGGGCAGAUGAAAUUCAGUCUCUAAAGAAGAAAAUAUGUGACAUGACAAAUAAUACGCAGUUCGAAUCGAAUAAAAAAUCCAUUAAAGAUAAAGUAUCGGAAUUAAAUCUGACUGCGGGCUGGCAUCCAUCUUCUUCUAUUGAGGAGAAAGCGAUAACCGAAGACCAUGCUGAUCUUACCACGCAGUAUAAAAUCCUCGUUGACGAGCUCGAGAAAAAGAUUGAGGUAUUACACGCGACACUGCAACAUAAAGAUAGCCACAUUGGGCUGCUUAAUUUGGAGAUACAGGAAAAGGCGAAUUCUAUUAUCGACCUUGAAUUCGAAUUGUUGGCACAAGUGGAGGGUAUUAAUGAAAAUGAGUCGAACGAUGAAAAACAAGACAUGUCAAAGGAAAAGUUACUCGAAGAAAAGGAUGAGGUUAUCCAAAAACUGGAAGGCGAAUUGCGUAAACGCACCGGCGAUCUACAGGGAAUUGUUAAUAAAGAAUUGUGGGAGAAAAAUAGGACAAUUGAGAAAUUGCAAACAAUUAUUAAGGGAAAAGAGGAAGCAUUGAGUAAAAUUGAGAAAACAAACAAUAAUACAGAACUGCAAUUGAAAAUACUUAAGCAACGAAUUAACGAACUUGGGAUUCACAUAAAUAUUCCUUUAGAAUUGGCCUCGUCGGAUGAAAUUGAAUACCACAAAGAAAAGGAUCACCAUUUACUUUUGCAAUUAGAGAAAUCUGAAAAGAUGAGGAGAGAUUGUCAAGAAAUGUGUUGUAUUUUGAAUAAUCGUCUGGAAGAACUCUGUCAUUUUUUACAGUCGCUUCUUCAACAUAAAUCGAUACUGGGUUUUUUAGGCCAUCAACAAACGCAGAGGUUGCACGAGGCAAUUAACAAAAGUUUAGAACUUUCGCAAACAUUAUCUAGCAGUAUUUUAAUUGACGUCGAUCAAAGUUUACAACAGUUAUGCAAUAUUACCAAUUUAUUGAAUUCAACACGCACUGACAGUGUUAUUCAUUCAUUUGAAGAUGAUAAUUCUGUACUCAGCAUUGUGCCUUCAGAUGUCACUUUAACUUAUCACAAUCAUUUAACUAGCAUCAAUAAUGAAAGGGACUUAGUUAUCGUCUUACGUGAACAAAUUGCAAAUUUACAACAAAUGGAAUCGAGAGAUUCUAAACUGGAUAAACUGAAACCGGAGACUUCUCAAUCAUUAAGAAUGCAACAGUUAGAUAAUCAGUCGGAGUCAGAAUCAUGGUCCGAGCCUGAUCGUAGUGUGUCAUUGGCACGAAUUGGUUUACAAGGUGAUAGCUUGAAAUGUGGAAAUAUUAGCUCAACCAAUAAAACACCGUCCAAAAGAACCACUUUAGUAGAAAAUAAGCAGACUAUUAUGUUAUUGCAAGAACAAAUUUUGGAACUUGAAAUGAAACUGACGAAAAGUGAAGAACGGUUGAACAACGUUCAGUUGGCUUAUAACGAACUUGAGAAAUCAUUAGGUUACGAACAGGAUAAGUUGCUGGAUAUUAGCAAGCAGUAUGAAAUUAGCCAAUGUGAUGUCGAGAACCUCAAAGCACAACUUUCUAAAUUACUAUUACAAAUUCAAAACACCAAUUCCGAAUUGGAGAAGACCAAAGUAGAAAAGUUUCAUGCGGAACAACAAUUGAGUCAGUUAAAAGUUACAAUAGAAUCUUUAGAAGAACUUAAACGCACCGUACACCUAUCGUAUGAUACCAAGACUAAACAUAUGCAAAAUAUGUUAAAUGAAAUGGAAAUUGAAAAAACUAAGGCGGCACAAAAGGCUGAAGAUUUAGAAAUAAAAUUGCUAGAAACCGCGAAGCAUCUUGAGCAGACUGAAGCAAAACUGCAACACACUCAAUGCAAAUUAGAAAACUGCCAACAGAGAUAUUCCAAUGAAUUAAAUAACCUGAAUUGUAAACUACAACAGCAAACUAUUGCACUAAAAAACCUGUACGAUAAAGAGGCCAUUGUCGGUAACGAGCUUCAACAAACUCAAAAAGAUAAUAUAAAACUAACUAAUCACGCCGAGCAAUUACAAAUCGCUAAUCGAGACAGUCGUUCAAAAAUACUCUCGUUGGAAGAAAAGAUUGAUCAUUUGCUUAAACAACUUGACGAUGUUACUCUCAAAAAUUCCGAAUUAGUACUGGAAAAAGCAAAAUUAAAAAACGAAAGUGUCAUUCUAGAAUCUAAAAUAGUAGAGGCGAGCGAAAGGAAUUUAUUUGCAUCACAGAUUUGCAUUUCUAACUUAGAACGGAAAAACUUACUUCUUGAAUCGCAACUAAAAAACGUAAAUAAAGGGCGAAUUUUAAAGUACACACUUUCAUCAUCUUUGCCUAGCAAUCUAAAUUUAUAUAAACGCCAAAUAUCCGAUCAUUCGGAUUACACAUUGGAAGAAAUUCAAGGAGAUUCUGAAGAUUAUCGGUCGCUCAGUGUACAUAAUGAUCUAGAGAUUGUCGACGAUAAUGAUCGCUUGCAAGCGAGUUCUUCGCCCGAUUUGGGUAUCGAGAGUGACCAAGGACGUUUGUCAAGUUUGGAAAAUAACGCUGGUGUACAGAGACCGCUGUUACCCUCGCUUCGGAUAGCACAAACUGUGAAUAAUUUAUUGAAUUCAGUGGAAAACAACAUCUGCAAAAGUCAAAGUUGCAAUGAACAAAUGGAACGGAUUUCAAAUGAAAAUGUUACACUUCGCAAACGAUUGCUGAGGACAAAGCGUACUUUAGACGAGACAUUAACUAGAUUAACGCUGGCUAAUAAACAGAAGAAAGAAGUUGAAAAAUCAAUUUGCAAGCAAAUUCACAAAACAAGUCAGGUACUUCGUAAAGCGAAAGCAAAUUUAGAUUCCGGAUCUGAAAAUUAAUUUUAAGGCAUCAAACACCAUAGUAUGUUUGAUUUCAAAUAAAUUUAGUUAUUUAGGAAAAAAUAAGUAUAUAUGUCAAUAUCAGAAUGUGAUAUCCAGCGUCUGGUGCUUAGAUGUACACUAUUUUUCAUCUUUUACAUAACCUUUUUUCGUUUUGU
Photinus pyralis (common eastern firefly) is the source of this 4373-nucleotide messenger RNA. It is a transcript of the gene cnn, whose product is annotated as centrosomin. The transcript is spliced from 12 exons. The coding region runs from base 292 to 4215 and encodes 1307 amino acids. Gene Ontology annotation, biological process: regulation of mitotic cell cycle spindle assembly checkpoint; centriole replication; positive regulation of microtubule polymerization. The record is from RefSeq and is a predicted model, not a curated record. NCBI's taxonomy places the organism in Eukaryota, Metazoa, Arthropoda, Insecta, Coleoptera, Lampyridae. Gene Ontology annotation, molecular function: microtubule binding; transcription cis-regulatory region binding; calmodulin binding. Gene Ontology annotation, cellular component: microtubule plus-end; mitotic spindle pole; microtubule organizing center.